This is a messenger RNA of Aspergillus wentii DTO 134E9, 1647 nucleotides long. RefSeq names its product DnaJ and TPR domain protein. The record is from RefSeq and is a predicted model, not a curated record. The coding region runs from base 1 to 1647 and encodes 548 amino acids. Gene Ontology annotation, molecular function: protein binding. The transcript is spliced from 3 exons. Lineage: Eukaryota; Fungi; Ascomycota; Eurotiomycetes; Eurotiales; Aspergillaceae.
AUGGCUGCUGCUCGCGAGGAUCAGCGGAGUUCGAUGGAUAUCGAUUCUCCCAAGGAGACCAACGGCGUCAAUGGCAACAAGAGUCCCACCCCGCCGCCUCAUCGCUCCAGUACGUCCGCUGCCGAAGCCGAUUCUUUCAAGUUGGCUGGCAACAAGUUCUUCAAGGAUGGCAACUAUGCCAGGGCUAUUGAAGAAUUCAACAAGGCCAUCGAAAUCAACCCCAACUCCUCUGUCUACCUCUCCAACCGUGCUGCCGCCAACCUCUCGGCCCACCGUUACCUCGAUGCCUUGGAAGAUGCUGAGCGCGCAAAUGAACUCGACCCUAACAACCCCAAGAUCCUCUACCGUUUGGCCCGUAUCCUGACCAACCUGGGUCGUCCGACCGAGGCGCUCGACGUUUUGUCGCGUGUCCAACCUCCUGCCUCCGCCACCGACCGGGCUGCCCCCGAGAAGAUGCUCCGUUUCAUCACCCAAGCGGAAGAGACCCUCUCCCAGGACCGUGGUGUUUCCAUGGUGCUGUUCUGUCUUGACCAGGCACGGCAACUUCUGGGCCGGGGCGUCAAGGAACCCCGCAAGUGGACGCUGCUCACUGCGGAAGCUCAACUCAAAUUGGCCAACGACAACUCGUUUGGCAAGGCGCAGGAUAUCGCCAUCAACAUGCUCCGUGAGAACAGCCAGGACCCUGAUGCCCUUCUGAUUCGCGCCCGGGCUUUCUACGGUCUGGGUGAAACCGACCAGGCGCUGAAGCUGUUGAAGAUGUGCCUGGGUCUGGAUCCCGAUAUGAAGCAGGCGAUUCGUCUCCUGCGGAUGGUGCAGAAGCUGUCGCGCACCAAGGAGCAAGGAAACGCUGCAUUCAAGGCCAGGGACUACAAGCAAGCCAUUGACCUCUAUGGAGAGGCUUUGACGGUCGACCCCAAGAACAAGGACUUGAACUCGAAGAUCCUGCAGAAUCGGGCACAGGCCUACAUCAACCUCAAGGACUACGCCAGCGCUGUCAAUGACUGCACCGAGGCCUUGCGCCUUGACCCAUCGUACCUCAAGGCUCAGAAGAUGCGUGCCAAGGCCCACGGCGGUGCCGGAAACUGGGAAGAGGCAGUGCGCGACUACAAGGCUGUUGCUGAGAGCAACCCGACCGAGAAGGGUAUCCAAGAGGAGAUCCGCAAGGCCGAGUUUGAGCUCAAGAAGGCGUCGCGUAAGGAUUACUACAAGAUCCUCGAGGUGUCCAAGGAAGCCUCCGACCAGGAAAUCAAGAAGGCCUAUCGCAAGAUGGCUAUCAAGUACCAUCCUGACAAGAACCGCGAUGGAGAGGCUGGUGAUGAGAAGUUCAAGGAGGUUGGUGAGGCUUACGAGACUUUGAUCGACCCUCAGAAACGUGCUGCUUACGAUAACGGAGACGACCUCAUGGACCCAGCUGACAUGUUCGGCGGUGGUGGUUUCGGAGGCGGUGGCUUCGGAGGCAUGGGUGGCAUGGGAGGUAUGGGUGGUAUGGGCGGAAUGGGAGGCAUGGGCGGUACACACAUCAACAUCGACCCGAACAUCCUGUUCAACAUGAUGAACGGAGGCGGCGGUGGCGGCGGCUUCUCUGGCGGCUCGUUCGGAGGAGGAGGGGGUCAGCGUGGCGGAUUCCCCGGCGGGUUCCCAUUCUAA